UCCCCAGAUGGGACCAUUAGAACGAGUAGCAGUGGCAAGCCGCUCCCGUCAGCACGGAGGGUGCGGACGUCCAUACAGUCCACGGGGCGAGUGGUGGACAAAAUAACAUUCAAUAUGGCGGCCGUCCACCUCGCCGGCUUCCUGGCUAUUGACACCAGCGCCGUUAAUGGAAUAUUGGAUUACAUCAAGGUUCGACAGGACUGCUGUCAGCCGGAAGGCCUGAAGGACCCUCGUUGUAUUCCGAUAGACGUGCCUGAAGAUGAUCCGUACCUGAAAGUGACCAACAUCCGCUGUCUCAACUUCUCAAGAGCUGAAACGUUCCAAGACAUGGGCUGUGCGCCAAAAACGCUGGAUCCCGAGCAAGUUAACCACCAAACGCCAGUGCUAGACUUAUCAGGAGUAUACGGGAUAACCGAAGAGGCUCUAUCAAGCGUCCGUGAAGGUAGAGACGGUUUGCUCAAGAUGGAAGUCAGAAAUGGCAGAUACGUACCUCUGGGCGACGCCGGACAAGACACGUGCUUCCGCAACCAGGGGAAUGAGACCACUUGCUACAGGUUUGGUAACCCAACAAUCGGCAACUUCGACCUCCGUCUGGCCACGUUCACGAUCUUCUUCAUGCGCGAGCACAACCGCAUAGCGAAGACCCUGAAGAAGAUCAACCCGUGCUGGAAGGACGACCGGCUGUUCAAGGUGGCGCGACAGAUCAACGUGGCCACCGCCGCCAACCUGUUCAUGUAUGAAGUGCUGCCUAUUAUCAUGGGCUACAAGCACAUGGUGAACUACGGGCUGCUGAGCCCGCGAGUGGAGCACAUCACUGCCUACGACGAGGAUGCGGUGCCGCUGCUGUACGCCGAGUACGUCAUCGCCGCCAGAUACUUCCACACCUUCAUCGAUGGACGCAUCAAAAUGUACGAUGAGAAAUAUCACUAUUCGGGAGACUUGUCCAUUAGCAGCACUCUAUUCCGCUUAGCACUGAUUGAGGAGGGGGACAACUUCAAGGCAAUCAAUAGAGGAACGUUUUACCAACAGAGUGCCAAAAUGGACGAUAUUCAAGACCCAGAGAUUUCCGAGAACUUCUACGGCGGCAUCCAGCGGGCGCACGACCUGCCGGCCAUGGACAUCCAGCGCGGGCGGGACCUGGGGCUCCGCGGGUACAACGACUACCGGCAGCUGUGCGGCAUGAAGCAGGCUGCCAGCUUUGAGGACUUCCGCGAUGUCAUGGAUGUUGAGAAAGUGGACGCCCUAAAGAACCUGUACGAGAAUGUGUCGGACGUGGACCUGAUGGCGGGCAUCAUGAGCGAGAGCUUCAUCCGGGACACCUUCGUGGGCCCGACGCUCUUCUGCAUCAUGGCCAAGCAGCUGAGGCUCAUGAGGUUUGCGGACCGGUUCUGGUUCGAGCGCGGUGGCCAGCCUCACAGCUUGACGCUGGAUCAACUAGCGGAGAUUCGCAAGACGAACACGGCUCGGCUCGCGUGCGACAACGCCGAGGGGAUCAAGUACAUGCAGCCACAUGCUCUACUGAACGUGGGUCCUGGCAAUGAGCCAGUCCCGUGCACGCACGUCGCCGGGCCGGACCUGACAAAAUGGCGGGAUGACAGCUGUCACCGGCAGAAACAAAGCGUCGCCAACAGUAAUCCUUUUGCCUACAGUUUUACGUGAUUUUUCAUGAAAUUCGGUAUUUAUUGUAGACAAAUACGGUUGUAAAUU
Molecule: messenger RNA, 1707 nt
Organism: Plutella xylostella (diamondback moth)
Lineage: Eukaryota; Metazoa; Arthropoda; Insecta; Lepidoptera; Plutellidae
Product: salivary peroxidase/catechol oxidase
Biological process (GO): response to oxidative stress
Molecular function (GO): peroxidase activity; heme binding
Source: RefSeq, a predicted model, not a curated record